Molecule: messenger RNA, 1828 nt
Organism: Vigna umbellata (rice bean)
Lineage: Eukaryota; Viridiplantae; Streptophyta; Magnoliopsida; Fabales; Fabaceae
Source: RefSeq, a predicted model, not a curated record
AUAAUUUUUUUGUCAUUCUUCUGUCAGUUCUUCCCUUGUGUGAACUGACGAAUAUUUAGUUCAACUUUUUCGAUAGCGAUGGCUAGGAAGAUGCUUAUCGACGGUGAGGCUGAAUCGGUUCCAGGUGUAGAACAAGGGACGCAUUUUGACUUUGACUUGUUUAUUAUUGGGGCUGGAAGUGGUGGCGUUCGUGCUGCUAGAUUUUCAUCGAAUUACGGAGCUAAGGUGGGGAUUUGUGAGCUUCCGUUUAAUGCCAUUAGCUCAGAAACAAUUGGAGGAGUUGGUGGAACGUGUGUUAUUCGUGGUUGUGUUCCCAAAAAGAUUCUGGUCUAUGGAGCAUCUUUUGGAGGUGAACUUGAGGAUGCCAGGAAUUAUGGGUGGGAAUUGAGUGAGAAAGUUGACUUCAAUUGGAAGAAGCUCUUGCAAAAGAAGACAGAUGAAAUAAACAGAUUAAAUGGAAUUUACAAGAGGCUGUUAUCCAAUGCGGGGGUUAAAUUAUUUGAAGGCGAGGGAAAGAUAGUUGGUCCAAAUGAGGUUGAGGUGACACAAUUGGAUGGCACAAAACUGUCCUAUUCUGCUAAGCACAUAUUGAUUGCAACUGGUAGCAGGGCUCAACGUCCAAAUAUUCCAGGACAGGAGUUGGGUAUAACAUCUGACGAGGCACUAAGUUUGGAGGAUCUUCCUAAAAGAGCUGUGGUUCUUGGAGGAGGUUAUAUUGCGGUGGAAUUUGCAUCUAUAUGGCGUGGGAUGGGUUCUGAAGUUGAUUUAGUUUUCAGAAAGGAACUUCUGCUAAGAGGUUUUGAUGAUGAAAUGAGAGCUGUAGUUGCAAGAAAUCUUGAAGGCAGGGGAAUUAAUUUACACCCAAGGACCAAUUUGACACAGUUGAUCAAAACAGAAAAUGGCAUUAAAGUUAUUACAGAUCAUGGCGAGGAGCUGAUUGCAGAUGUUGUACUAUUUGCCACAGGGAGGGCUCCUAAUUCUAAGAGGUUGAAUUUAGAAGCUGUAGGUGUUGAGGUUGACAAAGCUGGAGCAAUAAAGGUGGAUGAGUAUUCGCGCACAAGCAUACCUAGUAUAUGGGCUGUGGGUGAUGUCACAAACAGAAUGAAUCUUACACCGGUGGCCUUGAUGGAGGCAUCAUGCUUUGCAAAAACAGUAUUUAAUGGGCAAACAAGCAAGCCAGACUACAGUAAUAUUGCAUGUGCGGUGUUUAGCAUUCCACCACUUUCUGUAGUAGGUCUCAGUGAGGAGCAGGCAAUAGAGCAAACCAAAGGUGAUCUGUUGAUUUUUACAUCAACCUUCAAUCCUAUGAAAAACACCAUCUCUGGGCGACAAGAAAAAACUGUCAUGAAGCUUGUUGUUGAUGCUGAGACAGAUAAGGUUCUUGGAGCCUCGAUGUGUGGACCUGAUGCACCUGAAAUUAUACAGGGUAUUUCUAUUGCAUUGAAGUGUGGAGCUACCAAGGCACAGUUUGACAGCACGGUGGGAAUACACCCAUCGGCUGCAGAAGAAUUUGUAACCAUGCGGACAGUGACACGGCGCGUUACUGGAACUGGCAAACCCAAGACCAAUUUGUAAGAUGUCUUAAUGAAAAUAAUUUCUGUUUGCUGGGUAGUGUAAAGCUGCAAAUUACUUCCUUUGGUGACCUUUCAAUAAAAUGGGUUUUUUAUUUAUCAAAUAUCAUUCUAUUUCACAUUCCAUAGUGGAAACAGUUUGGUUCAUUAUGUAAGAAUGUUAUAUAAAUUAGGACUUGUUUGAUGCAGUGAAGGACCAAUAUAUUUAGAGUUGAAUAUAUUUUUUAUUCCCUUGAAUUUGAGUUAAUUUUGUUUUA